AUGGAUUAUACCAACAUAAUCACUGUGAAACUCGAUCUGAGAAAUAACAACCUCCAUAUUUUACCAAGGGGGGCAUUUCUGCACACGCCGUACCUCACCCACCUCAACCUGCAGCGCUGCAACAUCAUCAAGGUGAAGGAGGGCGCCCUCCGCGCUCUCGGACGACUGGUCUUGCUCAACCUGGCUUACAACAAAAUUGACCUUCUUUACCAGGAGUCAUUUGAUGGCCUCUCGUCCCUAAAGGAGCUGCAUCUGGACCAUAACCAGAUCGAGGAGAUCCAGCCUGGAGCUUUCUCACAGCUUGGCCCCCUCAACAUGCUGGCCCUGAACCACAACCAGCUGGUUUACAUCCCCAACAUGGUCUUCCAGGGCUUACAAAACAUCAAAUGGCUUCGGAUGGGCCACAACUCCCUGAACAACCUGGCUCCUGAAGCGUUUGCUGGUCUGUUCACGCUCAACCGCCUCAGCCUGGAGCACAAUGAGCUGCAGUUCUUCCCCACACAGACCAUGAUGAGACUCCCUGAAGUCACACGUCUGGAUAUGAGCUACAACCCCAUGACCUACCUCGGUGAAGAGGCUGUCUCCAUGAAGAAACUCAGACACCUCCUUCUCCAUCACAUGUCACUCCAGGAUUUAUCUGACCAGGCUUUCUCCAAAGCCCCCUUCCUCUCCCAUGUGGACCUCAGCUUCAACCAGCUCCGUUACAUAGAGCCCCUCUCUGGUCCGAAAGAGUUAAACGUCCUAAACCUGAAUGGAAACCCAAUACACUGUAACUGCUACUUAAAGCCUCUGAAAGAGUGGGCGACCGCCAGAGGAGUGAAGCUGCUGGGAGCGUGCACCGGACCACCACAUCUGUCUGAGGAGUUGCUGCAGGAAGUGAGCUCGUCAGAUUUACGCUGUCAUGGUGGGAGUGACAGUCAGGAGGAGAAGACGGAGGAAGAGGAGGAGAAGCAGGAAAGCAAAGGAAACAUCACAGUCACAGCCAAGCCCAAGCAGAGAGUCAAAUGCCCACCUAAAUGUGAAUGUGAUACUGAAACACAUCAUGCCACAUGUGAAGCCCAAGGUCACACCAAAGUUCCCAGAGGCUUCCCAGCAAAGACGCAGCUCCUCGAUCUCCGUGGAAACCACUUCCACUACAUUCCAGCUCUCAGCUUCCCAGGCACCGUUCAAGUGGUUUCUCUUCACCUGGAAUCCUGCAGAAUCCGUGAAAUCGAAGGCGGCGCCUUCCAGGGAAUGAACCACCUGCUUUAUUUGUAUCUCUCUGACAACAACCUCACAUUGUUGGAUCCAAAGAUCUUUGCUGGAAUCCAAAACCUCACCUAUCUCCACUUGGAGGGGAACCAGCUGACACAGUUCCCUGGAUCAGCCCUGUCCCUCGUACCAAAUUUGUUUGUGUUACACCUGGAGCGUAACAACAUUUCCAAACUAGAGCCUUCUGGUUUGCUGUCUUCUGUGACUCCUACUCUUAGGGAACUGUACUUGAGUAACAACAGUAUCAGUGUGAUUACCAGAGGUGCUCUUAGCUCUGCUUCCAUUGGAAGUCUUUACCUGGAUUCCAAUCAGCUCAUUGAGGUACCGACUUCCGCUCUAACCGGCGCCCCAAACCUGGAGGAGCUCAGCUUAUCUCAAAAUCCCAUUCUGAGGGUUGAACGAAAAGCAUUCCAGCCCUUAUCCCAGAGUCUCAAACGUCUUUACAUGGAUCAAAUGGGAAUGGAAAAGAUAUCUCAAGAUGCAUUGCAGGACCUGGGCUCAGUUCUUAGAAUCCUGACUGUGAGAGGAAACCGGCUGAAGGAGCUUCCUGACCUGAGGCCUCUCACCAGCCUGGAAGGGGUGGACCUGCGAGACAACCCUCUGCUGUGCAGCUGUGCCUUGCUCCCCCUACGCAGGUGGAUGGAGACUGUGAGAUUUGAAGUUUCAGCAACUUGUGGUAACCCUCCUGACCUCAGAGGUCAGCAGGUCAGAGAUGCUGAUGUCUUCACAUCCUGCCUAGAAAAUGCCUCCAUGAACCAGAAGGGCAGCAGAGAGCCCAGACCUUUGAAAACAAAGAAGUCCAAACCAGGUUCCUUGAAGCCUCCCAAAGAGAAAGCUGGACCCGUUAACUCUAAACUGAGCAAAUCAUCUAAGAAAAAGUCACAGAAAAAGUCAGCGACAUCUAAAAUGACUAUAAGCAAGAUUACGUUUUAAUAAAACAGAUUCUUUUUUGGAGGUACUUUCUUUUCACAGCUUGUUCUGGAUGCAAACAUUAACAAAAAGU
Oryzias melastigma (Indian medaka) is the source of this 2254-nucleotide messenger RNA. RefSeq names its product chondroadherin-like a (gene chadla). The coding region runs from base 1 to 2184 and encodes 727 amino acids. The transcript has 10 exons. Gene Ontology annotation, molecular function: protein binding. Lineage: Eukaryota; Metazoa; Chordata; Actinopteri; Beloniformes; Adrianichthyidae. The record is from RefSeq and is a predicted model, not a curated record. Gene Ontology annotation, cellular component: extracellular matrix.